This is a messenger RNA of Protopolystoma xenopodis, 1194 nucleotides long. The record is from the annotation of a GenBank genome assembly. NCBI's taxonomy places the organism in Eukaryota, Metazoa, Platyhelminthes, Monogenea, Polystomatidea, Polystomatidae.
AUGAUGCCGAUUACGAUGCCGGCGAAACGUUUGAAAAUGUACCAAUGUCUGAUGCUGAGAAUCAUGACAACUACAAUGGCAGACGACUUUGGACUGGAUGCGUUCUACAUAGUCGCCUUGACAACAAGACCAAUUUGCGACAACGAGGUCAACCCACUUCUUAUUCGGCAUGUUUUCAUCGGGGCAGAGGGAGAUUGCCUCGAGAGCAUUGCCAACCAAAAAAGUGAACAAUGGAUCUCUGCCUUUGGUUGUUCUAGCCAGACGCCUUUUAUGCGCUCCGAUGUUCAUGUAAACACGUACAAAGCGACAAGCGAGCCAUUUUACGUAUUCAAGCUCUCGACAUUUCAUAUUGCUCCUCUUUACUCACUCAGUUGUCUGCCUCUUAUCUCUUCAACAUUUUCUAAUUUACACUCCGAACCAUCAUCUUUGCGACCAACCCUAUGCCUGUUCAGAUACUUUACCUACUUUGUGGCCUCGGAUGUCUGGGACUACAACUUUCCGAUUCUCUUCGAUGCGCCAUGCUCACGAUUCAACUUUUGCUCAUGCCUUGUAAUUCAUUCUCUUCGUUCACACAACCGGUUUCCUGCAUUCAAGUCGGCUGACCCGCCGAUGCUCUGGCUCUGGCGCUACUUGGCGGCCGACCUCUGCCCCACAGACCUCGCGCUCUUCGACUUGGAUCAAGAUGUGGCCAGAAGUCGACAGCUACUGUCCCGAUAUGCAGCCUACACACACUAUCGGUCUCGAGGUUGGUUCGUCCGUCCGGGGCUUAGAUUCGGCGGCGCCCAUUUUCUUCUCUACUCAGAAUCGCCGACUCGUCGACAUGCCGCCUUCUGCGUUCUCGUCGAUUGCGUGGCAGAUGACCCCGUUAUGUGUCCGGCUUUACAUUCUAUUCCCUGCAACAUGUUGAUCACAGAAAUCGAGCAAGCUGAAGCAGCUUUUGACAGGUCCAACUCGUCGGGCAGCGAAAACCAACCUCCGCCGACUCUCGACGCGCCGGAUUCCUCAAGACCUGACGAGAAGCGGCUUGGUUUAGAAAUGAUUCGGGUCUGCACCAUGCUCAGAGUAGCUGGCAGUGUUGGCAAGGUACCUGCAGGCAAUGAAACAGAAAUCGGCAUCACAAUAGCCAUCAGCAGCUCAAGUUUGCUGUUGUUGGCUGUACGUAGAAUGGCCAGACGCUUAAUUUACUUUGCAUAG